GUCAUCCUCGAGUCUCCGAGAGAUUGGCAGUCAGAUUUCUGAGUUUUGGAAAUAGAGAAAUGCAUUCGGGUGGAGAAUGGACAGACGCCUCGCUCUUCAGGGAAUCGGUCAUGGGCGUUGGGUUUCUAGGUCUUACAGGGUGACACUGGAGAAUGGAAGUGGAGGACAGGCUGGAGGACUGAAAUCUGGAUUUACAGUGGGGCAGCUAGAAAAGGGUGUUGUCGGGUGUGGUAGCGCAUGCCUUUAUUAUCAGCGUUCUGGGAGGCAGAGGUUCUCUGAGUUCCAGACCAGCCAGGACUACACGCAAUGCCUCUGCCGCAGGGUGACGUGACUGCCUUAUUCCUGGGGCCUCCGGGCUCGGGAAAGUCCGCGCUGAUCGCCGCGUUAUGCGACAAGAAUGUAGACAUGGUCGAGAUUCCUGAAGGACGGCCGGAUUCUGGAGUCCCCAGUCUGAGAGCGGCGGCUCCAGGCCUCUUCCUGGGCGAGCUGAGCUGCCCACCCGCAGCUCCGGGGCCCUGGGCGGCGGAGGCCAACUUGCUGGUAUUGGUGCUACCAGGACCUGAGGGGACCGAGGAGCCCUUGACCCCAGCUCUGGGAGAGGCAGCGCGGGCCGCCCUGGCCGGAGGGACCCCGCUGCUGGCAGUACGGAAUCUGCGUCCUGGAGACUCCCAGAAUGCAGAUCAGGCCCGGGAUCAGACUGCGGCCUUGCUGAAGAGUGCUGGGUUAGGAGCUGCGCCUCUCUUUGUGCUGCCGGCCAAUGGCAGCAGCAGUGACUGCGGCGAGGAGCUAGAGCGCCUGCGGGUGGUGCUGCGGACCCAGGCGGAGGCGCUGCAGAGGUUCCUGCCACCUGCCCAGGAUGGCUUCGAGGUGCUGGGCGCAGCAGAGCUGGAAGCUGUGCGCGAGGCCUUCGAAACCGGUGGCCUGGAGGCGGCGCUGUCGUGGGUGCGCGCUGGCCUUGAGCGCCUGGGCAGCGCGCGACUGGACCUGGCGGUGGCCGGCACUACCAACGUAGGCCUUGUACUAGACAUGCUAUUGGGACUGGAUCCUGGCGACCCAGGGGCUGCGCCUGCUUCGGAACCCACUGGGCCCACCCCUUAUCCGGCUCCAGAGCGCCCUAACGUGGUGCUCUGGACCGUUCCCCUGGGCCCCACCGCCACAUCCCCUGCCACCACCCCUCACCCAACCCAUUACGACGCCCUGAUCCUUGUCACCCCUGGGGCUCCCACCGAAGAGACCUGGGCCCAGGUCCGCUCAUUGGUGUCACCAGAUGCUCCACUGGUCGGCGUGCGCACGGACGGCCAGGGCGAGGAUCCACCCGAGGCUCUGGAAGAAGAAAAGGCUGAGAAGCUCGAGAAAGCAAGCGGCGGGAGCUCAGGGGAUGCCCGCAGCGAAGGCAAAGAAAACCGUGGCUCCGGGGACUCGGGGCCCACGGCUGCUCGGAGUCCGGAGGACGAGCCGUGGGAGGUACUGGAGGAGGUGCCUCCGCCCGUGUUCCCUCUGCGGCCCGGUGGUCUCCCGGGGCUGGGAACCUGGCUUCAGCGCGCACUGCCUGCGGCUCAGGCCGGGGCGCUGCUGCUGGCGCUGCCACCCGCAAGUCCCCGCGCAGCGCGGAGGAAGGCAGCGGCGCUACGGGCAGGGGCGUGGAGGCCAGCCCUGCUGGCCAGCCUGGCGGCGGCGGCCGCCCCAGUACCAGGAUUGGGCUGGGCUUGCGAUGUGGCACUUCUCCGGGGACAGCUGGCUGAAUGGCGGCGCGCGCUAGGCCUCGAACCAGCGGCAGUGGCACGCCGGGAGCGUGCCCUGGGCCUUGCUCCUGGAGUGCUGGCCGCGCGCACGCGCUUCCCGGGCCCGGUGACACGCGCCGAGGUGGAGGCCAGACUGGGAUCCUGGGCUGGCGAGGGCACCGCGGGAGGCGCGGCGCUGGGUGCGCUCUCCUUCCUAUGGCCCGCAGGUGGCGCAGCGGCGACGGGUGGCCUGGGUUACCGUGCAGCUCACGGUGUACUGCUGCAGGCCCUGGAUGAGAUGCUGGCUGAUGCUGAGGCGGUGCUGGGACCCCCAGAGCCCAACCAGUGAGGGGUGUGGUGGGGGCUGGAAUGUCUGGUGACUUGGUUUCUGGCCCCACAGCUUCUGAGAUUGAGGGGUGAGGGGUGGUACUCAAACCCGGGGACUUGAAGGAGACUGACUUCUGGUUGAAACCUGCGACUUCACAGUCACCCGAUUUCCUGGGUUCUGAGGGAGUAGGGUCUGAGCACCCUUAGUUUGACAUUCAGACAGUAAUGUAGGGAGGGGAGUUGGGGGCUGGACUCCUAGAAAUGGGAGCCUUUUGGCCUCCAGCUGGCAUCUGGUCCUAGAUCUGGCCGCCUCAGUUCCUGCCUGACUGUGGGUGGCCCUAUGGCUGUGGACGGUGCUAUAGGGAGUUAGAACCCUUGGAGUGUUGAGUCCCAAAGGAAAAACGAGAUGUAAGUUGCCCAGAAAGAACAGGUUUUCAGGACCGACCCAAGAGGACUUGGGACCUUCAUUUCAAAUGAGAAUCUUAAACGCUGGUUCCUAAGAAGGUUCUGUGGACAUUGGUUGUCAAUUCCUGGGUGGUGGGAAAUCUGUGGAGAUCAGGGGCUUGCUGGAGACCCCCUGGUCACAUGGAGAGUGGAGGAUCAUCCACCAUUUACUCUCCAAGGCUUUGUUGUGGAGAACACUGCCCCACAAGAUUGAAGGGAAGGGACAAGAGGUCUGGGAAUGGUGGUCUCCUGAUGGCCAGAAUCUGGGCUUUGGGUCUUUGAGGUAUAGAGAAAUAGAAACCUAUACUUCAGAAAUACCUCGGUGAGCUCCUGAUGUCCUGGGAUCCUGGCAACUGCCUCUCUGUGCAUUACUGGGCAGGGGUGUGACUACCCCCACUUUAUAGGUGCUGGGUGACUGGGGUCUCCAGCAUACAUGCUCCUGUUCACUUGAGUUUAUCACUGGUUUCUUCUGUCGUGACGACCUUAACUCUUGGGCCUUGGAGUGUUGUGGUCCUGGUUUUUUGGAAAGACAGGAGGGUCCUGCUGUAGCGGUCUAGACUUCUCUGCAUGGCCUCCGCCCAUGUCCCCAAGAUACCUGGUCCACACAGGAUGCUGCUGUGGGCAGGGUUUCCUACGAUAGCUGGGCAGGCGUCCGCUGCUGUGGGAAGGUGUCAGGAGUGAGGCAGAGGCAGAAACCACAGUGCUGUGGUUUGUUUGGGUGGUAAGUGCCACCAUAAAGUUGUUCAGUGUCAAAAGCAGAAAAGGAGGACCUGGUAGAUGGGAACACCAGACUCAGAGAUGCAGGCCAGAGGCUCAUCAACACAGCAAGUCACUGUGUGCCUUGGUCCCCGCCUCUCCCCAUUGCCAGCCCAUCUCCAGCAAGCCUGAGUUGUCUUUCUGAUGCUUGGGUCCCACCUCAGGACUGGGGCAUUUUCUGUCUUUCUGUGGAAUGCUCUGCCUCCCCAUCCUUUUUUCAGAUUGGGUCCUCAUCCAUCAGGUCUCCCUGAAAUGGCCCCUUCAGAAGCCUCCUGAUGACCCCAAGUAGCUUACACUGAUCCUGGCCACUUGAUGGUCCUUGUAGUAAACAUUACUAUCAAUAAUGGGUUUACAGGCCGGGCGGUGGUGGUGCACACCUUUAAUCCCAGCACUCAGGAGGCAGAGCCAGGUGGAUCUCUGUGAGUUCGAGGCCAGCCUGGUCUACAGAGCGAGCUCCAGGACAGGCACCAAAACAACAGAGAAACCCUGUCUCGAGGGGAAAAAAAGAAAAGAAUAAUGGCUUUGCUUAUGUAUUCAUUCUUUCAUUCUCCCGUUUGUCGGCUCUUGCCCCUUGUUUGUCCUUUUCUUGGGUGUACCCUAGCACCCAGAGCAGUGCCUGACACGCGGUGUGUGCCUAGUAUUUAUUAUUUUAGUUUACUGAUCAUUGGCACAUGGCCUGGGAUUCAGGCUGUCAAUAUCUUGUUACAAAAAGACACAAGCUAGGGAGAGGCGAGCGCCUGGUGGGAGAGAAAAUGGGGAGCAGAAUGAGUGUCGUGUAAGUCCAUCCGUCAGAUGAAGGGAUUCGAACCAUAAGAGGGCUGCAUUGUUAGCUUCUACCCCCAUCUAACUGAUGGAGCGUGCCCCUGUGAAAGUCAAGAGGGCACCUGAUAUGGCAGCAUGUGCAUGUAACCCCAGCAUGUGAGAGGUGGAGAUAGAAUUAGAAGUUUGAGACCAGGGCUGGAGAGAUGGUUCAGCGGUUAGGAGCACUGGCUGCUCUUCCAGAGGACCCUGGUUCAAUUCCCAGCAACCACAUGGCAGCUCCAGUUCCAGGGCAUCUGACUCCUUCACACAGAGUAUAUACAGGCAAAGCACCAGUGCACACUGAAUAAAUAAAAUAGAUCUUUUUUGUUUGGUUUGGUUUUUUGAGACAGGGUUUCUCUGUGCAGCUUUGCGCCUUUCCUGGAACUCACUUGGUAGCCCAGGCUGGCCUGAACUCAGAAAUCCGUCUGGCUCUGCCUCCCGAGUGCUGGGAUUAAAGGCGUGCACCACCACCGCCCGGCAAUAAAAUAGAUCUUAAAAAAAAAAAAAGGUUAAGACCAUCUUCAUGCCCUCUCUCACUAUUCAGUCUAGACUGGCCUUGAACUCCCGGUGGUGUGGCCCCUGCCUCUUCUCUCUCCCUGCCCCAGCCCAUUCAGCCUCCCCGGGGCUUGAUUACAGCCCUAAACCCCAGCUCCCAGCUCCCCUUAGCUCUUAGUGAGCUGCCUGGCAUGGUCUCCACUGAGAGCCCAUUGCUCCUUACGCCUCAGCACACCUCAGCUCACGUGAUACACCCAGUUGGAAAUACUUGAAUUCCUCCUAGGUGGAGAACUCAAUUCACAUACCCAUGUUGUGUCGAUUAGGUUCCCCCCAAAACUGGGGUUUGAACCCAGUGCCUCACAUACUCAAGGCAAACACUCUUCACUGGAACUAUGUCCUUAGCUCUUCAUUGGGGACGUGGGGUGGGGGGUGGGGUGGGGUAGCGUUGGGGUGGGUAUUAUUUCUGGGCAGGGGCUCUACCACAGAGUCACACUCCCAGCCCCUCACUGGGGGAUUCUAGCCAGGGGCUCUACCACUGAGUUACAUUCUCAGCCUGCUUUCUUUCUUUUUUUCUCUUUUUUGAGACAAGGUCUCACUAAGUUGCCUGGACUGGCCUUGAACACACUCCAUCCCAGACAGGCCUUGAAUUUGGGAUCUUCCUCCCUCAACCUCCUGGGUCACUGAGGUCACAAGCCUUCACCAACUCCUGGCUUUCUAGUUUUUCCAAACCUGUCCUGUGUCAGUGAAUCAAAUACAAAUAAAAUCUGAGGUUGCUGUUUCUCAGCGGCACUAGCCACCUAUCGGACCCUUAGUGGCCACCGUGUAUGACAAUACAGAUGUGACAGUGACUCCAGGAUUAUAGGGGGUCUGUGCACAAGGUCCAGGGGCAGAGUUGAGGAGGAUACUGGGCAAGUCACCAGCAAAGGGCUUCUAGCAAGGUGUGUUAGUUGCGUCCCUUGUUGUGGGACAGAAUACUGGAGGGAGAGGAGCUUAUUCACAGAUGCGGUCCACCGUGGCGGGAGAGUCACCGCAGCAGGAAGGUGAGGCAGCUGGUCACCGUGAGGCCACGUUUGGGAAGCGGAGAGAGAAAUACUGGUCCUCAGUUCGGUUCCUCCUUUUCCUUCACCCCAGGACCACAGCCUAUUGAAUGGUUCCUCAAACAGUAGGUAGAGCUCAGAUAACCUAAUCUAGACAAUCUUCCAUAGCCACAUCGGGACAGAGAGUGUAGACUGUCCGUUAGCAGCAUUCACCGCCACAGCAGGUAGCUGAGAUUUCGCUGUGUAUACACAGGCACGUGUCUGAGCAUGCGCACUGGCACGUGAACACGCUUGAACACAUGCCCAGCUCACAUGUACCACCAUCCCUCCAGAGAGGCUUUGAACACAGAUGCCUGGGUCCUACUCCCCUUGGCCUGGUAAAGGUCAGACAGCCAACCCGGCACCUUCGGUGACUCCUGCGAAGUGCCCCACUCCCACUAACACGCUGGUUCUGUGUUUUAUUUUCUGAUAUUUUGACACAGCCUAGGCUGGCCUUGAACUCAGUAUGUAGCUGGCGGUGGCCUUGAAACUCUGGUCUUCCGGCCUCCACCUCAGGUGCUGGGACCACAGGCAUGUGUCCCCGUACCCAGCUCUAACGUGUCUUACUCUGGUGCCUCACGGCAUCCCCAUCCCUGCGCUUUGCUUUGCUGCUGUCUCUUCUCGAGAUGACACAUCAGAAGAAGCAUGUUGUAGCCGUUGCAUGGCUGGUCAGCUCCGUAGACUUAGAUAGCAGCGAUUCUGGGUUGCUGGUGUUUUUGUCACUAGAGGGUCCAGGCUGUCUCAAACUCUUGAUCCCAGGUAUUGUCCUGUCACUCUUCUGUCCUGGGUUACAGGCAGGGAUGGCUGCCUUUUUUUUUUUUUUUUGUCUUUUCCGAGGUAGGGUGUCUUACCGUGUAGCUCAGACUGGCCUCAAACUCAUGCCCCAGCCUCUGAGGUUCUAGGAUUACAGGUGUAAGCUACGACAUAUGGUACCUACAUCUUUCGUUAGGGUUUUGGGCUUUUCCAGGGUGUAAGUAAAGCUGAGUGAGGGGCCCGUCUCUGGAAGCCUACACAUAGAAAAGGCUCAGCCUCCCUUGUGGGCUGCUAACAGGAUGCUCCCAUGAGGCACCUCGGUCUGGAAGAGCCUAGAGGCAGGGAUUCUGGGAAAUGUCAGCCCUCCAGGCUGGAACUGCAACUGUACCGUGGAUUGUGGCCGUGGCUCUCUCAGAGAGCAGGUUCCAAAAGUUGAUGAGUGGAUGAGAUAACCCUCAACACGGGGGAGAACCCUACAUUUCUGGCUCAUGAAGGGACUGUCUGUUGGAACAGGGGACAAAUCCAACAGUCUAGUCAACCUGUGGUGUGUUUCAGAAAAAACGAAUAAAAGAGAGUAGAAAUCCUA
Molecule: messenger RNA, 6959 nt
Organism: Peromyscus maniculatus bairdii (prairie deer mouse)
Lineage: Eukaryota; Metazoa; Chordata; Mammalia; Rodentia; Cricetidae
Gene: Irgq
Product: immunity related GTPase Q
Molecular function (GO): GTP binding
Source: RefSeq, a predicted model, not a curated record